Molecule: messenger RNA, 1897 nt
Organism: Pseudogymnoascus verrucosus
Lineage: Eukaryota; Fungi; Ascomycota; Leotiomycetes; Thelebolales; Thelebolaceae
Exons: 2
Coding region: 231-1814 (527 amino acids)
Molecular function (GO): iron ion binding; monooxygenase activity; heme binding
Source: RefSeq, a predicted model, not a curated record
GCUUAUCUGCUCAACCCGAUCGCUGCAACUAUACCAAAGUUCCACCUAGUACCAAUGCUGACUGCGAUCGAUCUUACGGAGUAGUAAAGGCACCCGGUGGUCAAGAUGUUUGGUGUCUCUCUAAAUCGUGCCAUCUUGUACUGCUUGGGCUUGCACUUAACUUGCAGUGCCUUCGCUCUCCAAGUUCUCACUUGCAACGUUGACUUCUAUCCGCCUUCACUCCGUCAAAGAUGGCCCAGAUGACCCUGGCCACCGCAAUAUCGGGCUUUGCGACCCUCUCAGUAACGGUCCUGACACUGACCGUGCUGUAUUCCCUUAGUCUCGUUGUGUACCGGCUGUACCUGAGUCCGCUUGCACAAUUCCCCGGGCCAAAACUGGCCGCCGCCACCAACUGGUAUCAUAAGUACUUCGACCUAUUAGCCAAGCGCCAUGGGGGCCAGUUCCCGUUGGAAAUCAAGCGCAUGCAUGAGAAGUACGGGCCGAUCGUGCGAAUCGCUCCCGAUGAGCUUCACAUCGACGACCCGGAAUACUGGCAGGAGGUGUACUGCAACAGUAGCGCAGCAAGGCCUAUAGACAAGCAAGAAAAACUGCAAGAUCGUUUCGGUCUUCCCGAUGCCAUCUUCAGCACUCCCGGGGCGGAACUGCACCGCUCGCGGAGACAGGCAAUGGCUGGCUUCUUUUCGCGCCAGCGCUUGCGCGAAACUCAGGACAGAGUCAACCAACUCGUCGACCGGGUCUCCCAGCGUUUAUCGAAAGAGUAUGCCGGCUGCAAUCGCGUCCUCGAUAUAGGCGAUAUGUUUUCGUCCCUGGCGGUUGACAUAGUGACGGAACUGUGCUUCCGUCGCUGCACCAACUGUUCAGAGGCGCCAGACUUCAAGGCGCCGCUUGUUAACACGGUCAUAAACAACAUCUGGUUGAGCCACUGGAAUGCGCACUUCAGAUUUCUGAUAAAGUGGAUUGAACGGCUUCCAGAUGCCGCUAUCGCUACUUUGGUGCCUCUUAUCAAACCGAUCUUGGAUCUCAAGGUCAGCAUCGGCCAGCAGGUCGGUGAAAUACUCUCAGAAAUGGACAAGACUUCCAUCGGCACGAAGGACUUCCGCGGCUCAGAUCACGACACUAUUUUCGAUGAAAUGCUCGCAUCAAAGCUCCCAUCUAAUGAGCUCUCAUCCGACCGACUGACUCAGGAGGCGAUGGCCCUGACCACGGCGGGUGUGGAGACGGUGAAAGCAACCAUUACCUUCGCUAUUUUCCACGCCCUGGAUAACCCCUCUAUCGGAGCCCGUCUCAAGGCAGAACUGACGGAGGCUAUACCCGAUCCUGCCAUCAUCCCACGCUGGGUCGAGCUUGAAAGGCUACCCUAUCUAACCGCUGUUAUCAACGAAAGUUUGCGUUUGAGCUACGGUACGACGCAGCGUAGCCCAAGAAUCAACAGGCUGCACCCCAUGCAAUACGGACAAUGGGUCAUCCCACCCGGGACGGCAGUCGGCAUGGAUUCUUACCAUAUGCACAUCAAUGCAGAUGUAUUCCCAGAUCCAUUCGUCUUCCGUCCAGAGCGAUGGCUGGAUAAUCCAAAGGGUCCAAAUGGACGCCAACCAUUGACGAACUACCUCACCACUUUUGGCGCUGGCUCUAGGAUAUGCGUUGCCAUGCAUCUAGCUUACUUGGAGCUCUAUGUGGCGCUUGCUGUCAUGUUCCGUCGUCAUGAGCUGCAUCUCUUUGAGACUGAUCGGUCUGAUGUGGACUUCGCUCUGGACAUGGUAGCGCCCAUGCCACGCCGGGACAGCAGAGGUGUGAGAGUGACGGUGAGCAAGUGAACACUGUGGGAGGAGUUUUAUCGGCUUCUCCUAUAGAAUCCGUAUAUUAGCUCUAGCAUAUUAAAUAAAAAGUUUUACUUGUU